Messenger RNA from Chlorella variabilis, 390 nucleotides. RefSeq lists its product as hypothetical. Gene Ontology annotation, cellular component: cytosol; nucleus. The record is from RefSeq and is a predicted model, not a curated record. The transcript is spliced from 4 exons. The annotation marks the transcript as partial. Gene Ontology annotation, molecular function: DNA binding. Lineage: Eukaryota; Viridiplantae; Chlorophyta; Trebouxiophyceae; Chlorellales; Chlorellaceae.
GCCGAUGCCGAGCUAGAGGCCAUUCGGCAGCGGCGCAUGGCCCAGCUCAUGGAGCAGGCCGGCGGCGGCGGCAAGGCGCCUGCCACACCCGAGGAGAUGCAGGCCCAGGAGGAGCAGCGGGAGGCAGCAGAAGAGCAGCGGCGCGCGAUGCUCAUGAACCUCAUGCAGCCAUCUGCCAGGGACAGAUUGGCGCGCAUCAGCCUGGUCAAGCCAGACAAGGCGCGGGCGAUUGAGGACAUGCUCAUCAUGGCCGCCCGGCGUGGCCAAAUACAGGAAAAGGUUUCAGAGGCGCGACUGAUUGAGCUGUUGGAGCAGGUGUCUGAGCAGACAGAGAAGAAGACCAAGGUGACCAUUCAGCGGCGGCGGGGUGCACUUGAUGACGAUUGGUAG